Messenger RNA from Punctularia strigosozonata HHB-11173 SS5, 1753 nucleotides. Its product is annotated as Creatinase/aminopeptidase. The record is from RefSeq and is a predicted model, not a curated record. The transcript has 9 exons. The coding region runs from base 1 to 1647 and encodes 548 amino acids. Lineage: Eukaryota; Fungi; Basidiomycota; Agaricomycetes; Corticiales; Punctulariaceae. Gene Ontology annotation, molecular function: manganese ion binding; metalloaminopeptidase activity.
AUGGCUUUGUACCCAGCGCAGAAACAUGUUCUCAAGACCUGUGCAAAGCUGGUCGAACUCCUUCCUGAGACCGAUCGGCUGAAGCCCCAGAUCUUGUUCCUCACUAGCGAAGUCACGCCGUUCCGGAAUGACACCGACAGGGAGAUCGCGUUCCGUCAGGAAUCCAACUUCUUCUACCUCUCUGGAUGUCACGUCCCAUCUUCGUUUCUUCUGGUGACCUACCAAGCCGGUACCUCGCUCGAACAAACUCCCUCCGUCGAACUCUUCAUCCCUGAGGUCGAACCCGCCGACCUCAUGUGGUCCGUCCCGCCUCCCAACUUAGACAUCGCUUCGAAAACGCACGACGUCACCAAAGUCGCGCACACGACCGCCCUCACCCCCACCCUCACCCAGCUCCUCGCCGCCUUCCCCUCCGCCCUCAUCCACACCCUCCCGCCCACUUCGCUCUUCCCCACUCUUCCCCCGCAGUAUCGCGCGCUCCUCGGCGCCGGCGCGAACGUCACGGACGCGUACCUCCUCGGCGCUUUGCACCGCGCGCGCCUGCUCAAGACCGAUCCGGAGAUCGCGCUGAUCCGACGCGCGAACGCGAUCAGCUCGCGCGCGCACGAGGUCGUCAUGCGCGUGCUGGGCGCGGCGGUCAAGGGCGCGCUCCGGGGCCAGGACCCGGCGUCGAUCGGAGCCCGCCCCGCGCUUCCCGGCGAAUGGCUCGUCGAGAAGGAGCAAGAGGCCGAGGCGCUGUUCGUCGCGUCAUGCAGGCGAGAAGGGGCGGUUCACCAGGCGUACCUCCCCAUCUGCGCGGCGUCGACGCGCGCCGCGACGCUGCACUACUGCUGCAACGGCGGGAACGAUAAGGAGUUCGCGUGGGGCCCCGUCGGCGCGCACGACCGCCAUAAUCACGGCGCGUUCGCGCAGCACGACGGCCAGGGCGGACCUAGGCAGCUGGCGCCGCAGGUGCUGCUCAUCGACGCCGGAUGCGAAUGGAGCUGCUACGCGUCGGACAUCACGCGUACGAUGCCGGUCGGGAACGGCGGCAAGUUUACGCCCGAGGCGCGCGCGAUCUACGAGCUCGUGCACGCUAUGCAAAAGGAAGCCUUCUCCCUCCUCCGCCCAGGCGUGCACUGGGACGCCGUCCACCUCGCCACCCACCGCGUCCUCGUGCGCGGCCUCCAACGCCUCGGCAUCCUCAAGUCGCCGCGGUCGGCCAACUCGGGAUCGUGGAACGCGGAGGAGGCGCCGCUCGCCGCCGGCGUGAGCGCGGCCUUUUACCCGCACGGGCUCGGGCACUCGCUCGGCAUGGACGUGCACGACGUCCCGAGCGCGUCCAAGCCGGCCGUCAACGCGACGAUACCGCAAGGCGACGACGACGGACUGGGAAACGAGGCGAUUUACGCGUAUUUGAGGCUGCGGUUGCCGCUCGAGGAGGGCAUGGUCGUGACGGUUGAACCCGGGUGCUACUUCCACCGGCACCUGCUCGCGGCCGUGCGCGACUCGAAGCACGUCGAUCUGGAGGUGCUGCGCCGCUACGAGUCCGUAGGCGGCGUGCGCAUCGAGGACGUCGUGCGCAUCACCGCGGACGGGUACGAGAACUUGACGACCGUCCCGAGCGACGUGCAGUGGAUCGAGGGCGUGUGUUCGGGCGCGCUCUGAGGGUCGUCGACUUAAGGGAGGUACAAGGGCAACCAUCAAUGUAUAACAAUACCUGGCUUGUCGGAUUCAUAUUCGGAGAUCGAAAGAAAAAUAGCUUAUCUUUUUU